GCGGCGCGGGCGGGAGCGGCCCCGCCCGGAACCUGGGAGCGGCGACGCCGGCGCGGGGGAGGGGAGGCCGGAUGUGAGUGGAGCGGCCAUUUCCUGUUUCUCUGCAGUUUUCCUCAGCUUUGGGUGGUGGCCGCUGCCGGGCUUGAGCUUCCAGUCCGCGGAGGGUGAGGCGGCGUGGACAGGGGCCCCGGCACCGAGCGCCCCCUCGCCCUUAAGCCGCGCGCUCGUCCGCCGCGCCCCGAGCCCGCCGCUUCCUAUCUCAGCGCCCUGCCGCCGCCGCCGCGGCCCAGCGAGCGGCCCAGAUGCAGGCCAUCAAGUGUGUGGUGGUGGGAGACGGAGCUGUAGGUAAAACUUGCCUACUGAUCAGUUACACAACCAAUGCAUUUCCUGGAGAAUAUAUCCCUACUGUCUUUGACAAUUACUCUGCCAAUGUUAUGGUAGAUGGAAAACCGGUGAAUCUGGGCUUAUGGGAUACAGCUGGACAAGAAGAUUAUGACAGAUUACGCCCCCUAUCCUAUCCGCAAACAGAUGUGUUCUUAAUUUGCUUUUCCCUUGUGAGUCCUGCAUCAUUUGAAAAUGUCCGUGCAAAGUGGUAUCCUGAGGUGCGGCACCACUGUCCCAACACUCCCAUCAUCCUAGUGGGAACUAAACUUGAUCUUAGGGAUGAUAAAGACACGAUUGAGAAACUGAAGGAGAAGAAGCUGACUCCCAUCACCUAUCCGCAGGGUCUAGCCAUGGCUAAGGAGAUUGGUGCUGUGAAAUACCUGGAGUGCUCGGCGCUCACACAGCGAGGCCUCAAGACAGUGUUUGACGAAGCGAUCCGAGCAGUCCUCUGCCCACCUCCCGUGAAGAAGAGGAAGAGAAAAUGCCUGCUGUUGUAAACGUCUGAGCCCCUCGUUCUUGGUCCUGUCCCUUGGAACCUUUGUACGCUUUGCUCAAAAAAAAAAAAGAAAAAAACGGUGGAGCCUUCGCACUCAAUGCCAACUUUUUGUUACAGAUUAAUUUUUCCAUAAAACCAUUUUGAACCAAUCAGUAAUUUUAAGGUUUUUGUUUGUUCUAAAUGUAAGAGUUCAGACUCACAUUCUAUUAAAAUUUAGCCCUAAAAUGACAAACCUUCUUAAAGCCUUAUUUUUCAAAAGCCCCCCCAUUCUUGCUCAGAUUAAGAGUUGCCAAAAUACCUUCUGAACUACACUGCAUUGUUGUGCUAAGAACACCGAGCACUAAACUGUGUAAGGACCUUCGUCCUUGAGAAGACUGUAGCUUCUGCAGUUAGGAGAUGCAGACACUUGCUCAGUAGUUCUCUUAUGUGUAAAGCAGAACAGCCUCCCGAAUGGCGCGUUGCCAUUGAACUCACCAGUGAUUUAGCGGCCCAUGUUCACGACAUAACAUUGUACUGUAAUGGAGUGAGUGUAACAGCUCAGCUCUUUGGAUCAGUCUUUUUGAUUUCAUAGUGAGUUUUCUGACCAGCUUUUGCGGAGAUUUUGAACAGAACUCGUGUUUCCUCUAAUGAAGAAUUCUGUUUAGCCGUGGGUGUGCCGGGUGGGGUGUGUGUGAUCAAAGGACAAAGACAGUAUUUUGACAAAAUACGAAGUGGAGAUUUACACUAUAUUGUACAAGGAACAAAAGUGUCACGGGUAAAAUCUCUAAAAGGUUAAUUUCUGUCAAAUGCAGAUGAUGAAAGAAAGGUUGGUAUUAUCAGGAAAUGUUUUCUUAAGCUUUUCCUUUCUCUUACACCUGCCAUCCCUCCCCAAAUUGGGCAUUUAAUUCAUCUUUAAACUGGUCGUUCCCUUAGUUGCUAACUUAGUAAGUGCUUUUCUUAUAGGACCCCUUCUUACUGAGCAAUAUGCCUCCUUGUAUUAUAAAAUCUUUCUGAUAAUGCAUUAGAAGGUUUUUUUGUAGAUGAGUAAAAGUGCUUUCCAUGUUACUUUAUUCAGAGCUAAUAAGUGCUUUCCUUAGUUUUCUAGUAACUAGGUGUAAAAAUGUGUUGCAGCUUUAUAGUUUUUAAAAUAUUUUAGAUAAUUCUUAAACUAUGAACCUUCUUAACAUCACUGUCUUGCCAGAUUACCGACACUGUCACUUGACCAAUACUGACCCUCUUUACCUCGCCCAUGCGGACACACACCUCCUGUAGUCGCUUUGCCUAAUGAUGUUCCUUUGGGUCUGUGAGGUUCUGUAAACUGUGCUAGUGCUGACAAUGUUCUGUACAAGUUAACUCACCGGCAAGAAUACAACGCAGAACCUUUCAGCCACGACAACAGGAUUUUUUAAAUUGACAGUUGCAGAAUUGUGGAGUGUUUUUACAUUGAUCUUUUGCUAAUGCAGUUAGCAUUAUGUUUUGCAUGUAUGACUUAAUAAAACCUUGAAUCAUA
Molecule: messenger RNA, 2369 nt
Organism: Rhinopithecus roxellana (golden snub-nosed monkey)
Lineage: Eukaryota; Metazoa; Chordata; Mammalia; Primates; Cercopithecidae
Gene: RAC1
Product: Rac family small GTPase 1
Exons: 6
Coding region: 303-881 (192 amino acids)
Biological process (GO): regulation of cell shape; establishment or maintenance of cell polarity; cortical cytoskeleton organization
Cellular component (GO): cytoskeleton; dendritic spine; cell cortex
Molecular function (GO): protein kinase binding; GTP binding; GTPase activity
Source: RefSeq, a predicted model, not a curated record